Messenger RNA from Daucus carota subsp. sativus, 1336 nucleotides. RefSeq names its product peptide deformylase 1B, chloroplastic. Bases 144 to 965 code for a protein of 273 amino acids. Gene Ontology annotation, molecular function: peptide deformylase activity. The transcript is spliced from 6 exons. Gene Ontology annotation, cellular component: mitochondrion; chloroplast. Gene Ontology annotation, biological process: peptidyl-methionine modification. NCBI's taxonomy places the organism in Eukaryota, Viridiplantae, Streptophyta, Magnoliopsida, Apiales, Apiaceae. The record is from RefSeq and is a predicted model, not a curated record.
GUUUAAUUUAUUUUGAUAUCAUCUGGUUCUCAAAAGAUGGGCUAAUUUUCAGAGGGAGAUUGUUAAAAUUUUAGUUUCUACUUAUAUCCAGAUUUUGAUAAGAUAGCGGGGUGGAAAAGUAUUGGCCCCAAUUUAAGUUAGUAAUGGCGGCUUCUCCUGCCAGUCUCCUUCACUCCUCCUCCGCCUUUCUCCUUCGCCGGAAUAUUCCUUCCCGGUGCCACUUCCGACAACUUCACCGCCUCACUUCAACUUCCGGCGGCUUCAUUUUCCCCUCUAGACGGUUCAAACUUCCCGGCGUAUCGGUCUACGCACAGGCUAAACGCUCUUUAUCUACAAAAGAGGUCGAAGUCGCUACUGCUGCUGACCUUUUUUUCGAGUCGCCUCUUGAAAUUGUGGAAUAUCCGGAUCCGAUACUAAGAGCCAAGAAUAAGAGGAUUGACACCUUUGAUGAUAACUUGAAGAAGUUAGUAGAUGAGAUGUUCGAUAUAAUGUACAAAACUGAUGGCAUUGGCCUCUCAGCACCCCAGGUUGGUCUGAAUGUUCAACUUAUGGUGUUCAACCCAGUGGGAGAACGUGGUGAAGGAGAGGAGAUUGUUCUAGUAAACCCACGAGUCACAAAAUACUCAAGAAAGAUGGUUUUGUUUGACGAGGGCUGCUUGUCAUUUCCAGGGAUAUAUGCAGAUGUCAAGAGACCAGAAUCUGUGAAAAUCGAUGCACGAGAUGUUACUGGUGUAAGAUUUGCUGUUAGCCUGUCAGAGCUUCCUGCCAGAGUCUUCCAGCAUGAGUUUGACCAUUUGCAGGGAGUACUGUUCUUUGACAGAAUGACUAGUGAAGUACUUGACCGUGUGCGCCCUCAGUUACAGGCAUUGGAAAAGAAGUACGAGGAUAAGACGGGACAACCAAGCCCUGAAAGGAUAGAUACCUUCAAAGUAGCAAAGGUACCUGUCGGUUUUGGAACUCGUUAAGGGUCUUCCAUGUUGUGUCAAGUGAAAAGGGUGUUAUCCGAAGUUUUUGUUUUGCUAUUCAAAGAAACAAGAUGCUAGCUGAAGUUUGUGAAGACCUUGUAGAUGGAUGAUUUAUGUGUGUAGCUGAAACCUUUGUUUCUUUCAGGAUUCUGCUUCACAAAAGUAAUUGUAUGGGGGAGCUGCAGGUUGAUUUAUCUGUUGAAUGAUGUGUAAUAUUUGUUAAGUAUAUAUUAGAGUUCAAUAUAGAAUAUAAGUUUCCCCCUUGCAAAAUGUUUGAUGUAUUUCACACUUGUCAUGGAUUGACAUAGUGCUGUAACACGGUAUUUUUCCUGUGAAACAUAGUUAUAUAGGUAAUUAUAUUUUAUUUAAAA